AUGGGAGAAUCAAAUGCUAGAGGAAUUGAAAUUGAAAUUCCUAUCAAUACAGAAAAUGCUCCUAAGCCACUACUCGGAAUGAAGUUUAGUACUUAUGAAGAAGCUUAUAACUAUUAUAACCAUUACGCAUUGUUGAUGGGUUUUGGAAUAAGGAAGAGCACGGUAAAUUACUCGAAGAAGACAAGAGACGUGUUAGACAGAAAGUUUGUUUGUGAUAAGGAGGGCUAUAGAUCUAAUAGAGACAAGAUGGAGAUGCCUUUUCGGCGAGAGACCCGAGUGGGAUGUAAGGCAAUGAUGAGAGUUAAAGUAUUGGAGGACAAAUCGUGGGAGGUCACAGGGUUUGUUGAAGAACAUACAAAUCAUGUGUUGAGUAGUCCAGACAAAGCAAAGAUGCACAGAUCACACUAA
Messenger RNA from Asparagus officinalis (garden asparagus), 408 nucleotides. Its product is annotated as protein FAR1-RELATED SEQUENCE 5-like. The transcript has a single exon. Bases 1 to 408 code for a protein of 135 amino acids. NCBI's taxonomy places the organism in Eukaryota, Viridiplantae, Streptophyta, Magnoliopsida, Asparagales, Asparagaceae. The record is from RefSeq and is a predicted model, not a curated record.